UUGUAUUCUUCUUUUUGACAUGUGCCCUAUAAGGUCUCACCAACAAGAACAUCUGUUUGUGUGAAUACCCAUCAAACAUAUAAAGUUUGGACCCAGCAAUAAGUAGUGGCUUGCAGAACUCGAUUUUACACCGCACUCGACCUGCCGAUCUAUCUAGCUUCUUUUUUUUUUUUUUUUUUUGUUGCUCUUCUUUAAUCUUUUUUUUUUUCUCUUGUUCAUUUGCCCACCAUCCGUCCCCCAAAUGGCCGUCCCUAACGCCGUCCCUUGGGGAGACGUUCCUAGACGCGAUCAACUUUUUGUACUUGUGACAGGAACAAACAGCGGCGUCGGCACCGGAAUCGCAGAGCGCCUGAUCGACGAGUUCCUAGUCAAGCGCUCCCUCACCUCGCACCUCAUUCUCAUCGUCACCACCCGAAGCAAGGCCAAGUCUCAGCAGAUCAUCGACAUACUCCGAAAGCAUGUUCGCAAGGCGGCCGAAGCGAAGAAGCUGAGGGGCCGCGCAGGUCCCUCGUACGAUCCCGAAUCCACCGUCGCGAGGAUACACCUGGUCGGCAUCCUGGUCGACCUGUGCAACCUGCACAGCGUCUACGCGGCCGCCAACCUGCUCAAGGACGGCGGAUCGCCCGCGGCCGGCAGCAACUGCCCAUCGUCGGUGCGCGUCCCGCGCCUCGAUUCGAUCAUCCUCAACGCAGGCUACGGCAACUGGACGAGCCUCAACUGGUGGGGUCUCUUUGUGCAGCUGGUCACCAAGGGGAUCCCCAUCUCCUUUACGUGGCCCGCGUUCAAGAACGCCGCCAAGGGCACCCUCGUGGACCCACUGACCGGACGCGUCCUAACGAAGGAGCAAGCCAUCGCCGAGGGCCGGACCUCGGCAGAGCUGCUCGGCGAGACCUUCACCGCAAAUCUGUUUGGCCACUACAUGUUCGCCCACGCGCUGUUGCCGCUGCUCAGGCGGUCGCCCGAGCAGCUCGCAGAGGAGGCGCUAAGCCCCGCCAGGAUAAUAUGGCAGGGGAGCGUCACCGUCGGGCCCGACGAAUACUCCACGUCUGACCCUCAGGGCCUGCGUCACCACGACGCCUACGACUACGUCAAGCGGCUGAACGACAUACUCGUCUUCUCGUCGACGCUGCCCAAGCCGAAGCCGCUCGCCACGGCAUACCUCCUCGGCGAGGAUAACAAUGACGGCAAGAACAACAGUGACAAGCUGGUGGCGCCGCGCAUGUACCUUACGCACCCUGGCAUCACCAACACGGCAAUCUUUGCCCUGCCUUUCACGCUGAGCGUGAUCUGGGGCUGGGUCAUGUACCUCACGCGCUGGCUCGGGUCGGUGUGGCACGUCGGUUCACCCUACAACUCGGCCUUCUCGCCCGUGUGGAUCGCUCUGGAGGAGCAGUCCCGGCUCGACGACAUGGAGGCGCACCGCUCCAAGUGGGGGAGCGCCUGCUCGCGCUGGCGCGGCACGCUGGGGGCCAAGAAGACCGAGAUACAUGGCUGGGGCUGGGACGGCCGCCUGGCCUCGCACCCUAGGGGAAGGCCCGCCGAGAGCGAAACGGGCUUCCUAUCCAGGGACCUUGGCAGGCGCCAGGACGCGGUUGAGCUGACGCAGGAUGCGCUCGCAGAGUUUGAGGAGCAGGGCGCCGAGUGCUGGCGCGAGAUGGAGAGGCUGAGGGCCGAGUGGGAGGAGAGGCUGGGAGUCAGGACCGCUGCCAGCGGAGACAAGAUUGCGUUGGCUGCCUAGAGCAGGAAUUUGAUGGUCUGAUGAUUCUUUCUUGUUGUAUUGUUGAAAAAUCAACGGUGCGAUAUAUCUUGCUCCUGAUGAGUAAGCUUGGUACUAUGUAUGGGCGUUUGGCCUGUCUAUUCUUUGUAAUUUUGGCAACUUCAUUCCUGCAACUUUGAACAUAGUAAUUUUAAUUUUGCACGAAGACAACG
Pyricularia oryzae 70-15 is the source of this 1929-nucleotide messenger RNA. RefSeq names its product 3-keto-steroid reductase. Bases 242 to 1738 code for a protein of 498 amino acids. Gene Ontology annotation, biological process: ergosterol biosynthetic process. The transcript is spliced from 2 exons. NCBI's taxonomy places the organism in Eukaryota, Fungi, Ascomycota, Sordariomycetes, Magnaporthales, Pyriculariaceae. The record is from RefSeq and is a predicted model, not a curated record. Gene Ontology annotation, molecular function: 3-beta-hydroxysteroid 3-dehydrogenase (NADP+) activity. Gene Ontology annotation, cellular component: mitochondrial outer membrane; lipid droplet; endoplasmic reticulum membrane.